Cotesia glomerata is the source of this 2158-nucleotide messenger RNA. RefSeq lists its product as uncharacterized. Lineage: Eukaryota; Metazoa; Arthropoda; Insecta; Hymenoptera; Braconidae. The transcript has 2 exons. The coding region runs from base 136 to 2115 and encodes 659 amino acids. The record is from RefSeq and is a predicted model, not a curated record.
AUUAAUUUAUUUAUAUAAAAAUUAUCUGUAACCUCUUCAUAAAAAAAAACAUCAAAAAUUAAAUGUGAACCAUAAUGAUUAUGAAGCCAGUAUUUAUCCUACUAUUAAAUCUAUUGCAAUUGAUAAAAUUCCGGGAUGUUGAACUCAGUACCAAAGCAAAUAGUCCUGACACUCCAAUCUUCGCCUCCAUUUCUUCUUGAAAUUGUCCUUGCAAUUACAAUAGCUUUACUAUUGGCAAUUCCUUUGGUCACCAGACUUCAAUAUUUCCUUGGUUAUACAGAAGAACCUUUGAUAUCCUUCAACUUUUUAAAUCCCCGGCGCCGUCAAAUAUCUUCUUCAACAUCAGGCUCCAAUGAAAGUCUUACCCUCUUUCCAGUCCGCCACGUGAAUUCCUCCCCGAAUUUCAAAAAUUCCUACCUCACUGAAAGUGAUAUUAUAAAUGGCAGCCCCUUCACCAUGGACAUAAGUUCUUCUUACAACCAUAACACGGAGUACCCUUUCUCCGUGGCCUACGAUUAUGGGUACUACCGCCAUAAGUUAAUAGAAAGUAACCUAAAGCGGCACUACGGAAGCCAACCCCCAGGUAAUGUCGUCCUAAAUUCCCUUCAUCUCAGUUCCAUCGACUCCGCAACAGGUCUUAGGCUCAGCGAAAAAUACAACCACAGUAUCUUCGAGCUAGCUCCCAAUUCCGACCACAAUCAGGAGCGCGACCAACUGAUCACCCUCAUCCACCCUCGGGACCAUUUUUUAAGAAAGGGCAGCCGAAGGUACGAGUCUGCCGACAAGUCUACGGAGACUUUGUUUAUUAGCAAUGUUAGUCACAAUUUUAAGGAAGAAGAAGAAAUCGAGUUGAAGGAAAAAAUAACUUCUUUACCCCGAAGAAAAACUAGGAUUAAAAAGGACAAGUCUUCUAGUGAUAAUGUUAAAAUAUUUAAGGUAAAAAUUGACUCUUUUGAUAAUUCUCGGCCGGUAAGUCCUUUUAAGAACAGAGAAAUUUACGAAAUUCCGGAAGUUAAGAGCGAAAUUACGGAAAAGGGGACAGAAAUUUAUGAUCCAAAUUUAGAGUCUAAAAUUUUGGAUAAGAAAGAAGAAAUUUGUAAAAAUGAAAUUAUUAAAUCAAGACCCGGAAGUCCGGUUAAGAAAAUAAAGGAAAGAAAAUCUAAGAUUAAAAUGAAUUUAAAGGUUAAGGAGAAAUUGAGUGAGGUUAGGGAUAUAAAGUACGAUUCGUUGAUAAUUGAUGAUAAAAAUAAAGAAGGAGAAAAUUUGAAGCCGGAAGAAGAAAUAGAAGUUAAUAAAAAAAUAAGUUCUGCGACUGUUGAGUUAAAUUCGCCGAAAAAUAAUUUUAUAGAGGAAAAUAUUGUUGAUAAAAAUAUUUUAAGCAAAGAUAAAUUAUGCGGAGAAAGUGAAAAUUUGGAUUGUAAAUUUAAAGAAGAAAUAAAAGCCGAGGCGGAAAAAUGUCUGGCGAAAAUGAGCGACGUGGUUUCAAAAAGUUACGGGAGUUCCAGGGGAGAAGCUUUAAAGGUUGAAAAGCAAUCGCGACCCAACACAUCCAGCGGAGUACUUUCAAGAGCUUUCAAGCAUUUGUCGCCGAAGGUAAACUCCAGACCGCGAUCUUCUGGAGGCGGGUUCGCGUGGGAAGUUCCAGAUAUCUCGGGGAAAGUUUGGUCGGAUGAUAAUGAGGAGAAGAUAAACAGAAGCAAGGAUGAAAGUAAGAAACCAGGGACUCCCACGGGGUUGAAGAGACCCAGGUCGGCGAACCCACAGUUCUUUAGGAAGAAAUCGGACCCGGUUUUACCCGUACUAGAGAGUAUUAUUGAUCUGACUUAUGAUGUUCCUGUGGAUUUGCUGGAUGAAGAGUGUUUAGUUGGGGGGAAAGAAGACCAAAAUCGGCCAUUGGAACUUAAGCAUCCGGGCUUUGGUGAAAAUCAAUCGGAUUCUGGCAGUGGGUCUAGGGAUAAGAAGGGCAAGAGCAAGAUUAAAGGAGGGAAGAAAGGGAAGAGUGAGAAAAUUUGUCAAGGUCCUCAAGAUAGUUUGCUUCAGAAGAAACCUUUUUUAAGGUCCAGGUCUGGGAGGUACUCUGUGUUGAAAGUUACUAAAUUUAAGAGUAAAAAGUAGAAGCUUUUGGAAUUUUUAUUAAUAAAGUAAUUUUUAAAAUUGU